AACAGCCACUAUCAAACGCGUUGAUGCGUUCAACCCUAAAAUCAAUCAAAAUUCAACAACACGCUUAAACUCACAAACCGUGUUCGCUGUACUCUCUAUUCCAUAUCUGACCAUUUCUCUCCACAGUCUUGACUCUCUCUCUGUCUCUCUCUAUAUCUCUCUCUCAUUUCACACACUAAGUGAUUUGUAGCAUUUGAAUUGAAUAUGGUAUGUCUAAGAUUAAUCUCUCUGUUAGUAUUAGUUUCUCUGCUUUUCUCUCGGGUCUACGCAAUCCGGUCAUUUCCGAGCAGAUUUAAAGACACGAGACUUCCGUCGUUACAGAGUCUAGAGAGGGACUCACAGUUUGUUGAAGCGCCUGAAUAUCGAAACGGGCCUGAAUGUACUGUUUUGAAUAAAAAUGUUAAUGGUUCUGUUUCAGCUUGCGAUUUGAGUCUUGUUCACAUUGCAAUGACGCUUGAUUCGGACUACUUGAGAGGUUCAAUUGCAGCAAUUCAUUCGGUUCUCAAACACACUUCUUGCCCAGAAAAUGUGUACUUUCACUUCAUUGCUUCGGAUUCGAAUUCAAUAAAACCAGAUGGAUUGUCCGGGUUGGUUCAAUCGACUUUUCCGUCUCUGGGUUUCAAGGUGUACACUUUUGAUGUGAGUUUAGUGAAGAAUCUGAUCUCGUCUUCGAUCAGACCAGCUCUUGACAACCCAUUGAACUACGCAAGAACAUACUUAGCUGACAUACUCGAUUCGUGUGUUGAUCGUGUGAUCUAUCUCGAUUCGGAUGUCGUCGUUGUCGAUGAUGUACAGAAGCUAUGGUCAGUUUCUUUAACCGGGUCGAGAGCAAUCGGAGCUCCGGAGUAUUGCCAUGUGAAUUUCUCCAAGUACUUCACUAAUGAGUUCUGGUUUGACGCGAAGCUAUCCAAGGUUUUUGAGGGGAAGCGGCCGUGUUAUUUCAAUACCGGCGUGAUGGUGAUGGAUUUGGGGAAGUGGAGGGAAAGGAAUUACAGGAGGGAAAUUGAGGAAUGGAUGGAAGUGCAGAGGGAGAGGAGGAUAUACGAGCUGGGUUCGUUGCCGCCGUUUUUGCUGGUGUUUGGAGGAGAUGUGGAGGGGAUUGAUCAUAGGUGGAACCAACAUGGGCUUGGUGGGGAUAAUGUGGUGAGUAGUUGCAGGACUCUGCAUCCGGGACCGGUGAGUUUGUUGCAUUGGAGUGGAAAAGGGAAGCCAUGGGUGAGACUUGAUGGGGGGAAUCCAUGCCCAGUUGAUCAUCUGUGGGCACCUUAUGAUCUCUACAGACAUUGAUUUUUUUGUUUAUUUAUUUUUGUUCAUUUCUCUCCCAAUUUUGUUUAAUUCUUUUGUAUAUGGAUACAGUACAUAAAUACACACAAUAGAAAAAGAAGAUUCAUAUA
Messenger RNA from Cornus florida, 1394 nucleotides. RefSeq names its product probable galacturonosyltransferase-like 10. Gene Ontology annotation, molecular function: glycosyltransferase activity. Lineage: Eukaryota; Viridiplantae; Streptophyta; Magnoliopsida; Cornales; Cornaceae. Bases 205 to 1287 code for a protein of 360 amino acids. The transcript has a single exon. The record is from RefSeq and is a predicted model, not a curated record. Gene Ontology annotation, cellular component: Golgi apparatus.